This is a messenger RNA of Leucoraja erinaceus (little skate), 6996 nucleotides long. RefSeq names its product sodium/potassium transporting ATPase interacting 2 (gene nkain2). Gene Ontology annotation, biological process: regulation of sodium ion transport. Bases 2824 to 3450 code for a protein of 208 amino acids. The transcript is spliced from 7 exons. The record is from RefSeq and is a predicted model, not a curated record. NCBI's taxonomy places the organism in Eukaryota, Metazoa, Chordata, Chondrichthyes, Rajiformes, Rajidae.
UUCCCACCAUUUGCUGCAUUUAAAUGGCCGGAAGAGGUCGCUUUCAGAAUCAGAAAUCACCUGCGGCCUCGAUUGACAAUUACUUUCAAUCCAAAGUCAUCAAUAAACUCAUUGUUUAUACGCGUAAAUUAAAGGGCGUGGAAAAUGGUUUGACUACUAAUUGGAAGUUGCCAUUUUGCAUUGGGACUACUAUUUAAAUAGUGAAUAGAGUGGGAAGUGCCUGAUGUAGCAAAAGAGGUAACAAAAAGAAGUAAGAUUGAUUUAAGUAUUAACAUAGGUAAAACUGAAAUCAAAGACAUUAUUAAGCAAAGACUGAAGGAAAGAUGGCAAAAGCAAUGGGAGGAAGAGCGGAAAGGAUGGUGGUUCUACAGAGUCCAGAGGAAAGUGGGAGAAAUGAGAUGUGCAGGAAAAAACAGAAAAGAGGAGACAGUAAUUUCAAGAAUUAGAUUUGGACACACUGGUCUGAACAGUACACUUUUUUAUAAUAGGCAAGCAUAAUACAGGCAGAUGUGAAUACUGUGGGCAAGAAGAGACAAUAGAGCAUGUCAUUGUACAUUGUGAGAGGUAUGAGGAGGAGAGAGGACGGAUGAGUGAGCAGUUCAGAAAAGAAAGAGUACAAUUUGAUUUGGUAGGUAUUUUGCAAGGGAGUUCAUAUAAGUGCUAUCAAAUCCUGUUGCUUUUUCUUAGGGUAACCAAUUUGUUCGGAAGGAUAUAGGUUAUUAGUAUAUGUAAUGGUGUUGUUUGAUCCACACUCCAUGCCAGUUGGUGGCGGUAAUGCACCAAAAAAGUUGUUUGCCAACCGCCAAAAAACACUACAUAGAAGAAGAAGAAGAGGUAGGAAGUGCCUGAUAUCUGAAGGAACUAGACUCGAAGGCAAUAACAGCGUAGCGCUUUGCCAUCGUUGCAGGUGGGCAUCUAUGAUCAAAGUCACAAACAAUUGGUCAAUUUAUUAUUUUACGUGGCCAUUCAUUGCACGCUUACUGUAAUAUUUAUUUCUGCACAAUUUUUUGGAAGUAUCUAAGGAACCGUGCAGUUGGCAUUUUAGUGUGAAAGGAAGGUUUAGACAUAGUUUGCAACAAAUACCUCAAAUUAUCAAACAUUUGCAACAACGAUUUUGUUGAAAUGAAAAAGUUGAAAAUGUAUUAAUUAAAGCAGAGGAAUAUUUAACAAGAAAUGAUUACGCCCUGAAGCGUAUAUCAACGCAUGGUUGGUGCGGUUAAAGCAUUUUACGAUCAUCAUGCUCAGGUUGCUUACAAUGCUAAUUGUGAAGUUCCAUGGGUUAGUCGGUCUAAUGGUGAAAAUUCCGCGCUAUUGUCAGUUAAAACCCUGUUUUAUUGUUUUACUCACUGGAAAAUUAUGGAACUCGGUGUAAUGUCGACAGAAAACCAGUCACCAAUAACAACCAUAGUUUUCCACUUUAAAACAUGAUUCAAUGACAGUUUAUGGGUGCGAAAAGUAACGCAACUUUUCGGUUGGGGUUUUAUACGGAGUCCGGCCGUGUCAUUGAUGUGAUAUUUCUCAUGACAACAACCCUCUCUCCAUCAAUAACAAUACAAGUAAUACACCGAAAUGUUACUAGACAAAUGGUUAUUAAAAUCUGUUCAUGACUGGAUUACUAUCUGAAGCAAACACAUUACAUUAAAAAAGUCUUGGUAAAUUUCUGUCAAUAGAAAUUACUUAAAUCUUAUUUUGGAACGGGAUUUACAUCAGUGUGAAAUAUUGUCGAUAUUACAAUCACAUGAAACUCACUCAUUUUGAUUCUCAGAUAUUUGUUGAAACUGAAGGAUACGGAACAAUAAAACAACACUGUUCGAUGCUACAUGUUCCAUUUCCAAGGCGUUUUAUUACAGCUUUCUAAGCUACAGUGGCAAGACACUGAUUUUCGACAAGGGGGUGACACUGUGCCUUUUGUUAAUCUGUAGCGUCAGAUGGUAUAUCUGCAGUUACUACACGGUGUCCCUGCCUGUGUUAGCUCUAUUGCAGUUCCUGGUCGGGUGACAACAAAAGGAAAAUAACUAGCGGACAUCGAGCAAGCUGUCAGAGCGAUUAAUCCAGCACCACCAGCAGGUUCGCGCCUGCCUGCCUGUCAUCCCGCCUGGGGCGAGAUGGCAACACCCGGCUCCGUUUCAGCGUUCGCAACAAACUGUUCUUUGGUUGCAACAGAGCGAGCGAGAGGCUUGCAGCAGCCAGGCUGUGAUCCGGGUUCGUUCAAUCAUCUUGCAUCAGCCGUCCCCCCAACUCCCCACCCCGCCCUCCACUCCACUCCUCUCCUCUCCUCUCCCGUCACCUCCGAGUCGCGGCGUCAGCAAAGCUGUGAGCUGGGAAAUAAUUCACCCCACAACUGUCGCCAGCGGUUAGUAUCAAUAUCAGCGAUAAAAAGACGACGCGCCGCUACCAGUCUCCUCAUAGGCACAUGACCGAGAAGCGGCUGAGAAACCAGCGUGGAUGCUUAAACAACAACAACGGAAAGAGUUUGCACAAUCCAACCACCACCCCUUACCCCACGCCUUCCCCCUUCUCUCCUCUCCGCCUGCCUCCUUGGCAAUCACCGUGCAGUGGUGCAGAUUCCCUGGUUUUCCGAGCAACGUGAUGGUGAGCGGGGAGUGAGUGCUGCGUGCCGUAGCGCGGCUGGCGGGCGGACGGGCGGACGGACGGCGGGCGCUGCCCAGCUCGGAUAUCACACACUCCCUGCCAUCACCGCCGCCAGGUGUUGCGGAGCCGGCAAUCACAGCGCGAGAGAGGGAGAGGGACUGGCAGAGUGCGAAGGAAAAAGGGGCUCCGGACCCGACAACAACUCCUCCUCCCUCCGACCCACUGCAAACCAUGGGCUGCUGCAGUGGCAGGUGCACUCUCGUAGUCAUCUCCAGUCUGCAACUAGUAUUUGUGUUGGAGAGACAGAUCUUUGAUUUUCUUGGCUAUCAAUGGGCACCUAUCCUGGCUAACUUUUUGCACAUUAUCACUAUCAUCUUUGGCCUUUUUGGGACUAUCCAGUUCAGGCAACGAUAUGUAAUCAGGUAUGCCAUCUGGAUGGUCCUCUGGGUCACGUGGAACGUGUUUGUUAUCUGCUUCUACUUGGAAGUUGGGGACCUUGCAAAGGAUACCAACCUGAUUAUGACCUUUAACAUAUCCAAGCAUCGUUCUUGGUGGAUGGAGAAUGGACCAGGAUGUGUGGUGGUGACAAUAACUGACCUGCCGGAAUGGGUACCAGAGGACCAUCGUUACAUUUACGUCAGAGGAUGCCUGCUAGGAUACCAGUAUAUAGAAGUGGCACAUAGUUCACUGCAGGUUAUCUUUGCUCUUCUCGGGUUUGUCUAUGCCUGUUACGUUAUCAAAGUUGUUGCUGAGGAGGAAGACAGCUUUGAUUUCAUCGGAGGAUUUGACUCGUAUGGCUACCAGGGCCCACAGAAAACAUCUCAUUUACAGUUGCAGCCCAUGUAUAUGUCAAAAUAAACUGGAAACUGGAUGCCUUAAAAUUCCCCUGACUUCAAAUUUUUCAAACCUUAACUUCAAAGAAUCUGGUGGUGGAUGCUUUUGUAUUGUUCAGUGUGGAGCACUGAACGUGUUCCAAGCUCAGAGAUUUGGAAUAUCAGAAGACCCAACUAAAAUGCAGACGUAUGAAAGACCUCAAAGUUUUAAAACUGCACACAAUAACCAGCAAACUUUCUGCUCUGUGUUUCUAUGUGUUGACUGAAAUAAGUGGAAGCUUGGUGCCAAAAGGAUUGAACUAAAGUAUCAGUGCCCUCUGCAGGCCAAUGUAAAAACCUUACUGCACAUAUCUCUUGUGUGAUUCCAGAUUGCCAAUUAUAGCUGCAACUGUUCAUCAAUAAAUUAGAUUAACAGUUUAUAUUUAGAGGUCAUUGUUAAAAAUGCAUUUCUGCUGGAUUAGAUACAAAUGGUGAAUUGAACCAGUGCCAUGAUUUUAUUGAAGCUUGGGUGAUGCUACCAAAUGUGAACUAGUUCUUGUUCUAGCUUCACAUUUGCCUUAAUACAUGCAGGUCUGAACAUUACUAAGUAAAUUUAAAAGUUUUGGGGGUGAUGGGAGGGGGGGAUGUUAUAAUGUUGAAACUGUUUCCCUACAUAAAUGCUAAUGGAGUCAGUAUUCUAUGAUAACAUUGCUGUCAUGGCUUUGCUGGAGACACUUUGAAUUCCUCUGGCUCUUCAGAAAGUAGUCCAUCUCAUCUUGUUCUGUUCCUGCACAAAAAUAAAUGUGAAACUGUGGAUGAAAUAGGCUGUAGUAGUAUAUAUGAAUAGUUGAAAGCCUUUAUAGGUUCCGUGAAAAAUAGAUGAAAGGCAAGAACCAAACAAAAGUUGGUAGUAGGGUAUAGUCAAGACACAUUUGUUUUUUUGUUCCACUGCUUCUGCUGUAAUCCACCUAGUGUAUAUGGCAGCUGUUAUGUUUUUUUAACACAGGAAUACAUGUACAUUUAUGUUAAUUUAUGCAAAUUAAAGGCUAGAAUUGUAUUUACUGUUAUUUUUAUUACACCAGUCUGUUCAAGUACUUUGUGAUGAUCAUCUUUGUUACUAUCUGUAUAAAAGAAACACAAUUUUAUUAUAUGUAUUAACACUCUGUUGGUCCCAUGGUGUUUUUUGAAACCAAAUCUAGAGAUUCUGUCAAACAUUAUAUCUUAGCGAUAUUUGAGGCUCAUGGUUGUGCUUUGUUAGGUAGUUUGGCGGUGCUAUUAAGAACUAAACUAUAGUAAAAUGUACUUGUAUUAAUGUUCUACACUUGCCUGUUCAAACACCUGUUCAUGCCAAGCACUUACAUUUGAUUCAAAAUGUCACAGCCUUGAAUUGUAAUACUACAGGGCACAGUGAUUGUUUCAUUUUUUUAUGUCACCAAAGUACUUCAGCUUUACCAUUUUUCUUUAAGAUAGAGGUUGAAUGAAAUGGUGAGUAAAAAUAAGUUUUUAAUUCUUGUUCAUUAUGUUGGGAACUGGUCCAAAGGCUGGGGUAAAUGUUGCCUGGCAGGGAAUCCACCAUCUGUGCAAUUAAGAUGCGAGUCCCCAAGCCCGGAUAAUGUCUAGGUUGAGAUCUUUAUUAAUACAAAUAAAAUUAAUAGUUCAUUAGAUUAUAAGAAAACUGCAUUCAAUCUCAGAUUUUGUUGCCUCUGCUUGUAAAAUGGAAACCUGGGCUGACCCAUUUGGAUUUUGUUAUUUGACCUGAAAUUGACUGGACGUCAAGGAGUAGAAAUUCAUCAUGGGUGGAUGCAUCAUACAUACUUCUAGAAAUGUAACUCCAGUUGGCAGUGCUACAUUUACUAAAAAUUUGCUUCAGUGCAUUGUAAUCUGGAAUGAAAUUUAGAGGCAGAGUGCAAGCAAUGAAGUGACCGGUUUGAGUUACCAAGUGUCGACAAUAAUACAUUUCUCGACAAUAAUACCCUCUGGCUUCCCAUGAUAUGCUUAGCUUGUUAUGUCAAUGCAGUAAAAUAUGGUGCAGCAUAUAUAUCGACCCCCACUCAAGGUGAAUGUCUACUCCAAAGAAUAGAAAUAUGCAUCAAGAUAACCAAAGGUACAUGGGCAAUGUAUGAUAUUUUUUAAAUUAAAUUUCACAAUUUGUAAGGACUAUAUGAAUCAUUAGUAAGAAAUAUCUCACUAAAAUAAUGUAUUUGCCCGACAUUUUUGAAACAGUUGUUUUGAUUUCAAUAUAAACUCACAGGCAGGAUACCAAUAGGAUAGAUUUCCAUUUACACUGCCAGUUGAAAACAAAGGCAUGAAAAUCUGGCAGCUCUUUACAAUGCAUAAAAUCAACUUAAACAGAUUAGUGGCUUGAUGGUGAAAAUAGAAAACCACCCAUUUUUAGCAUAUUUUAAAGAAAUAUUUAUUUUUAUAGUUGAAGACUAUGCUGAGGAAAAAUUGUUUCAUGUUCAGUUAUAAAAGUUAAUUUGAACACUGAUGGGUUUACACCAAUGAAGAAAUCACUAACUGGAGUCAGAUUUAGCAGCGUUGUUUACGUCUUAAAAGCUGACUUUUGUUAUCUAAUCUCUUUCAAGAAUGGGAGCACAGUCCCCAUUUACUUGAACAUCCUGAUGCUGUAGGCACUUUUGGAAAAGCUUUUUUAUUUAAAAAAAUAAAUGUUUCAGAUUUAACAUUUUGUUGUGGGACAUGGUUUAAUACUCUAUUGCAGUAAUGUACAAGAAAAUGUAAAUUUAAAUGAAAAUUUAAAAUGUACCAACAUUUUGUUUCAUCAAUAUCACUACCCAGAAUGAGAAUUGAACACUUGCCCUUUUGUCAUCAGCUGCAAACAUCAAUUUACAGGUAAUUAUGAACUCCAUAUGAAUGAAUGAGUGAAUGAAAGAAUGAAUGGCUACAUGAAUGGGAAAAAUUGCUCCUGUUCCAAGUUAACAAGUUUGAUUAUUAAUGGUGUCAGAUUUUAUGGAAUUAUUGACUAUCUCAGUUAAAUUGAACAUAAUAUUAUUCAUUCAAGCAAACCCCUAUGUUGAGUAAAGUUUCUACCGGUUUGUUUCAGUGAUCCUGCCUUGACAUUAACCUUAGAAACUAUAACUAUUUCAAUUUCCAUGCGCAUGUACAGUGCCAAAGACCUGGGUUCAAUCGUGACCUCGGGUACUGUCUGUGUAGUGUUUGCAUGUUCCUCCCGUGACUGUGUGGGUUUCUAUCAUGUGCUCUAGUUUCCUCCCACAUCCCAAAGACUUGUGAGUUAGCAGUUUCAUUGGCCUCUGUAAACUACUCCAAGGGUGUAGGAAAUGGACAAAAAAAGUGGGUACAAAUAGAACUAGUUUUCAAGGGUGAUCGGUGGUCAUUGUGGACUCGAUACAAAAUGUACACAGGCUGUAUCUGUCAAUCAAGCUUAUGGUGCCAAAUUUUAGUCCAGUCAAAAGCAAGAAUUCAUACUUUUUUCACGAACAAUUCUUAUAAUGAAGAAAAUGAGAAGGACUUUUUUCACUUCACAAUCAUCACAGAUGUAAUGCAGGAGGUAAUUUGUUCCAUUUUAACUCGUCUGUCAAGACAGAAAAACAUAAGGAUAGAGUUACCUCUUGAG